Indicator indicator is the source of this 1085-nucleotide messenger RNA. RefSeq names its product secernin 3 (gene SCRN3). Gene Ontology annotation, molecular function: dipeptidase activity; cysteine-type exopeptidase activity. The transcript is spliced from 6 exons. Bases 71 to 1084 code for a protein of 337 amino acids. Gene Ontology annotation, biological process: proteolysis. NCBI's taxonomy places the organism in Eukaryota, Metazoa, Chordata, Aves, Piciformes, Indicatoridae. The record is from RefSeq and is a predicted model, not a curated record.
CACCAUCGAGCAGGUCGAACAGACCUACGCCGUGGUCCUGAGCCGCCCCUCUUGGCUCUGGGGGGCAGAGAUGGGCGCCAACGAGCACGGCGUGUGCAUCGGGAACGAAGCCGUGUGGGGGAGAGAGGAGAUCUGCGACGAUGAAGCUCUCCUCGGCAUGGACCUCGUAAGGCUUGGACUGGAGAGAGCGGACACAGCUGAAAAGGCUCUUGCUGUCAUAGUUGAUUUGCUAGAAAAGUAUGGACAGGGAGGAAACUGCAUGGAGAGCCACAUGGCAUUUACAUACCACAACAGUUUUUUGAUAGCUGACAGAAAGGAAGCAUGGGUGCUGGAGACAUCAGGAAAAUACUGGGCAGCAGAAAAAGUAGAAGGAGGCAUGCGGAAUAUUUCCAACCAGCUCUCUAUCACAACCAAGAUUGACAAAGAGCAUCCAGAACUGAAGAAAUAUGCCAAAAGCAAGGGCUGGUGGGAUGGAGAAAAGGAAUUUGAUUUUGCUGCCACAUAUUCUUAUGUAAAUACUGCCAGAAUGACCACAUCCAGAGGUCGAUAUUGUGAAGGCUAUAAACUUCUGAACAAACACAAAGGAUCCAUCACUUGCGAAAUAAUGAUGGAAAUUCUCCGUGACAAAGAGAGUGGCAUUAAUAUGGAAGGUGGAUUUAUGACAACUGGAAGCAUGGUGUCUGUAUUGCCUCAGCAGCCUAAUCUGCCAUGUAUUCACUUCUUUACUGGAACUCCAGAUCCUGCAAGGUCUGUAUUCAAGCCUUUCAUUUUUGUACCCAGUAUUACUCGUUUAUUAAAAACUAGCUCCCCUACAUUUGGUCACGAUGAUCCAGUUAAGAAGCAGCCACGUUUUCAGAAUAAGCCAGAUCGAAGACAUGAGCUCUAUAAAAAACAUGAAAGUGCUGCUGUAGUUAUGGAAACUACCCAGGACCAAGGUAAAAAGAUGCUGAAAGAUAUACAGGAAUUGGAGAAACAGAAGAUCAGUGAAAUGGAAUCAAUCCUGCAAAACGGAUGUCUUGACACUAACCAAGUGGUUAACCUUUUUUCACAGUGUGUGGAAGAAGAACUCAAAAUAUAUAGCUAAA